This is a messenger RNA of Rotaria sp. Silwood2, 783 nucleotides long. The record is from the annotation of a GenBank genome assembly. NCBI's taxonomy places the organism in Eukaryota, Metazoa, Rotifera, Eurotatoria, Philodinida, Philodinidae.
AUGUCUAUGACAACAACAACAACAUAUGCUCAAUCCUUAUUACAAAAAAUGUCAUCAAAUGAUAAAGAUUUACGUUUUCAAGCAGUAACAAAUUUAAUGAAUGAUGUACGACAACAAUCAUUUAAAUUAGAUGAUGAUAGUGAAUAUCAUGUGGUCCAAAGUGUUUUAAAAUUAUUAGAUGAUACAAAUAGUGAAGUACCAAAUCAAGUUGUUCAAUGUGUUGGACCAUUAUUAUAUAAGGUAAACGGACUAUCAUUUAAAAUAAUAUCUGAUGCAUUAUGUUCAACUUUCACAAAUAUGUCAAAAGAUACCGAAAAAUUGCAUGAUAUGAAAGUUACAAGUUUAAAAACAAUUUUGGCAUCAUUUCUACAACAACAGCAUGCAGAAAAUAUCUUUAAUCCACCAAAUAUACUUAUGAAUCAUUUAGUAACAGUUAUUGCUGAAAGUUCAAGAACAAAAGCGAAUAGAUCAACUGGAAGAUUACACAAUGCUGGGCAUGGUGAAAUAGAAAUUCUAGAUCUUAUUCGUGAUACACUAUCAGCAACACCAGAUGCUCGAUACAAAUUUAAUCUUUGUCAUAUACCAUUAAUAAGAAUUUUAAGAAAAAAUCUAGCAUCACCACGAGCAGAUAUUCGACAAAGAGUACCAACACUAAUCAAGUAUUUAUAUAUGGAAGUAACUAUAUUUAUAAUGAGAAACUUUAAUUCUAGAAUGAUUCCUUGUUACGGACAAAAAAUCUGUGUUUGCAGCAAAGUGUAUCAAAACAUUAUGCGUACACAAUGA